AGGUUCGCUUCGCCCCAUCAGAAAAUUGCGAUUUUGCAGGAGACUUGAAAACCCUACGUCCUGCAGAUUUAUCAUCCUGCUUGAAGAGGCCAAGCAUGCUUUUCGAUGGCCCAGCAGUCAGCGCUACUCGGGAAAGUGACCGGGGUCAGAUCCAAUAAGAAGCGCACCUCCGACCAAGUCCUCGCCUCUUCUUACUGCUUUUGAUGGCUGCCCCUCCCAUCGCCAUCGCCAGUCAUCACGAUGGCAGCGGCAGAGCACCCCAAGCGAUUGGGCAGAAUGGCCUGUCCCUCGACAAAACAGCCUUGCCUGUCACAUGAUGGUAGCAGUUCUGGAGGCUGAACUCGAGUCCUUAUCGCCAUCUUGAGGAACUUGAACCUGAUCGCAUCUUCUUCCAUCCCAUCCACUGCGGUAUAGCCAUAUCACUAUCAGAUGGCGACUGCCCACCUCGAAUUCCCCUUCCUUGAGGAGGUCUACACCCCACAGGGCCCUCCACUGAUUGACUUCGUCUUCGUCCACGGCCUGAACCCUCGUGCACGACAUGACCAUGCUUUCAACACCUGGACCCACGAAAAUGGCACCUUCUGGCCGCGAGACUACCUCCCACAGGAUAUUCCCAACACUCGAGUCUUUGUCUAUGGCUACAACUCGACAGUCACCGACGCCAGGACCAUGUCCACUGCUAGCAUCAAAGACCAUGCGAAUACUCUGCUGAACUUGCUAGAUAUGGAGCGUAACGAGCAGCUAGGUGUGAGGUCUCCGAAAAUAAUCUGGAUUGGUCACAGUCUAGGAGGCUUGGUGAUUAAGCAGGCUUUACUUAAUGCGCAUGAAGACCGAAAGUACACUGCGAUCCGCACCGAUACCUGUGGUCUCGUCUUCUUCGGCACUCCGCACCGGGGAGCGAAAGGCGUCGAGCUAGGAAAGAUCGCCGCCAAUGUGGCAAGAUUUGUCUCCAAAGGCCACGCCAAAAAUGAUCUCCUGGUAUGCCUCGAGGAGAAUGGCCUCUUCACCAGGCAGAUGUCCAGCCGAUUCUCUCACCAGCUUGAAGACUAUCAAGUCGUCAGCUUCGUUGAGGGCAAAGAGGUAUUCAUCGGCGGCGCCGGGCCAACUUCAGUCAGUCAUCUUGUCGUUGACGAAGAGUCCGCCAUUCUGGGGCUACCCGGAUCCCGCGAGACUCGUUUAAAGCUGGAUGCGGACCACUCGCAGAUGUGCAAAGUCGGCAGUCGAGGAGCGAUGUACAAGCUGAUCAAAGGCAAUAUCAAACAAAUCGCUGAUCAGGUCCUCCUUGCCGAGCGCGGAUUCAUUCCAAAACCAUCGCCGUCUCCGAACCCCGGCCCUCCCUUACCACCGCGAAUGCAUACGAAUAGCAGUCUGCCAUACCCUGGGCCCCCGCGUACACCAGACCCGAACGAAGCCCGUGUCAUUGGAGUGCUCUUCAAACCCGCUGACAACGAUCCGAGGUCAAUUCAGGUGGCAAAACUCAUGAACGAAUGGAAAUGGGAUGAUGCAAGGAGAGUGCAAUAUGCCCUUUUCCAGGAGCACUACCGAUCAUUGGGCCAAGACCACUAUAGCAGUUUGCUUGCUGGGUACUAUCUCGCGAGUAUUGAGCUUGCAUCCGGAUGCCUCAUAAAAGCGAGAGAAUGGUGCGAGUGGGUCUGUAACAACUCUCAGCGAGUCCUCGGCAAGCGACACGAGCUCGCAAUGAAGUCAGAGAGCAUGAUGGGCGAAGUCAUCAUCCGUCAGGGAAACCCGCAAGAAGGCGAGUCGAUCUGUGCCAAUGUGCUUGCUCGCCAACAGAUGACGAUAGGCGACGAUCAUCUAGACACCCUGGAAACGCGUCGGCGAGUGGCGGCCGCUUAUGGCCACAUGAACCGACGCGCCGACGCCAUUCAAGCAGUUACAAAGUACAGCGAAAGCGUUGGACACCUCCUCGGGCAGAAUCACAUACUCUACCUCGCAAGCGUCCUCGACCUGGCGGAGCAGGUGCUCUCCCACCGACUAAACAACACUGAGGACAUCUUUGUCAGACAAAGCACCGGCAGCGACCCCCAGGCAGAAGCCAUCGACGCCGUCGUCAAAGAACUCACGACCCGACUUGGCCCGCACCACCCCCUCACCAUCCGUGGUCUCUGGAUGAGCGGCGCAAUGAGCGCCCUCGAUCCAGACGCCGGUCCCUCCGCAAGAGAAACUCUCCGCCGCGCCCUCACCACGUCAGAAGAAUACCUUGGCCCCGAGCAUGCAGAAACAAUGAACAUCGUCAGCGUCAUGGGCGUGAUGUUCGCAAUCCGCGGCUCAAUGACUCAGUACGGCUACAACCCUUUCAUCCAGGACACAGAGGCCAAUCUCGAACAAGCGCUCCCAUGGUUAGAACGGUCUCUUCGCUGGACAGAAUCCCGCCAGGGCCUCGGAGCCCCAGACGUCCAAAGCAUUCUCGGCCUCAUUGCCAAGAUGUACUUUCAGUCUCGGAGAUACCCACAGGCACAACCUUACUACGAGCGCCUCAUCGCAUCCUAUAAAGCGGCCGGUACUCCGGUCCCCGAGGAUAUUCAAAGCACUUAUCAACUCGUUCGGAUGAAUACGAGGUUUUCGUCGUCCAACACUAUAACACAGGCGGCGUUUGGCGGAGGAAAUGGGUUUGGAUCGGGCGGCAGCAGUGGCUCAAACCUGAUGGAGAUCAUCAGGUCAUUCAAACGGUUGUAGACAAUGUCACAUUUUUCAGCUUUUGUACCUGGUAUACAGAGCUUGGUUGAUUUUUCCCCUUGAUUAUAUACUUGCUGCAUGGGUUUGUUUUGUUUUGAUCCGCAUCCAACGGGGCGGACAUUGCGAUGGGCGUUGUAUAUGGAAGCGAGAUGACUUUUAUUUAAUGGAUGAUGAGUAUUGAAUGUCUGUUCAGUUUUAAACUGUAGCUGCGCGGUGUACGAGUCUAGCAUCGCGAGCGGGUGACUACCCCAGAAUAUCUACACCAAC
This is a messenger RNA of Aspergillus calidoustus, 2964 nucleotides long. The record is from the annotation of a GenBank genome assembly. NCBI's taxonomy places the organism in Eukaryota, Fungi, Ascomycota, Eurotiomycetes, Eurotiales, Aspergillaceae.